UUCCUUCUUCAAAACCCUAAAUCAUUCAAUCUCUCUUCUCUUUCGAUUCACAAUGUGUUUUUACUUCCAUUUCUCUUGAAAUCACCUUCAAUUUCAUAUCAUGGAUGCUGUUUCCACAAGGUACAGAGACAAUCCGUCGUUUUCUUCCACUUUGCUCGACGAGAUCUACCGCUCCAUCGAUGAACGAGAUGACGAACAGUUGACGGUUUGUAGAAAACCGAAACAGACGAAAUUUGGAGGACCUGGUUGUUUUCGAGAUGAUUUUGAUGAACGACGAGCUUGUUUGGUUCAGAAAUGGAUGGAGAAUAAAGUGUGUGAAAAGGCAGUGGUCGGGAGAAAAUCGGCGGCGGCGGAUCUCGAUAGAAGGUCGAUUCGAAGUGAACGUGACUCGUUAUAUUUCAAUUCGAGCUCUAGCUCGUCUGGUUCUAGCUCCGGCGGUGGUUUUUCGUCGUCGGAAGGUGAGUUGAUGUACGGAGUUUUGUUUAAACCUAGACCUGUUCGAACUAACAUCCAUCAACAUGGUGGAUUCGAAAAACGAGAGAAGGAAAGGUGUAUGUACGGCCAUGGCUAUCAGCAUCACGUUUUGGAACAGAAGGUUAAGCAUGAAAGCAAAUUCGUGAAGACGAAAUCGAAAGCAUUGAAGCUCUACAGUGAUCUGAAGAAGGUGAAGCAGCCGAUAUCGCCGGGAGGUCGGUUAUCCACUUUUUUAAAUUCACUCUUCACCACCGGAAACACAAAGAAGUCAAAAAUGUCCUCCCGCGAGGGCGGUUGUGCGGUGGCGGCGAAGAGUCAUUUAGAUAGAAAAUCAAAAUCGGCUAAUGCAUCUACAUGUUCAUCUGCUUCUUCAUUUUCACGUUCUUGCUUGAGCAACACGCCAUCGUCUAGAGGAAAUCAGAGCAAUGGCUUGAAACGAUCGGUGAGAUUUUAUCCGGUGAGCGAGAUCGUCGACGAAUAUUGUCAGCCAUGUGGACACAAAUCACUACACGAAGAAGAAACAAGUUUAGAAAGUGUUAAAUUCACCAAACAUUCAAUCAACGAAGAGAUUCAAAUCAAAGAAGCUGCAAGGAAUCUGCUGACGAACUACCAGAAGAAGGUUGAAUUGGGAUUCGAUUCGGAACGGAAUAACGUAGACAUGAUCGGCGCGGAAAACGUUGAGGAUGGAGACGGUUCCUAUGAUGGCAAGAGCGAUUCGAGCUCGGACCUAUUUGAGCUUGACAAUCUCUCUGCUAUCGGAAUGCAUAAGUAUCGAGAAGAGUUGCCGGUGUAUGAGACAACUAAUCUCGAUACCAAUCGGGCCAUCGCUAAUAGCCUCCUCAUAUAGUUGAAAACCUAAAAAGAACGAAACCGAGUUUUAUGUGUAACGUUGAUUCGAUUGCUAUAUUUUUGU
Molecule: messenger RNA, 1387 nt
Organism: Cynara cardunculus var. scolymus (artichoke)
Lineage: Eukaryota; Viridiplantae; Streptophyta; Magnoliopsida; Asterales; Asteraceae
Product: protein BIG GRAIN 1-like A
Exons: 1
Coding region: 101-1321 (406 amino acids)
Biological process (GO): auxin-activated signaling pathway
Source: RefSeq, a predicted model, not a curated record